Messenger RNA from Rhodamnia argentea, 1451 nucleotides. Its product is annotated as NAC domain-containing protein 83. The record is from RefSeq and is a predicted model, not a curated record. Bases 352 to 1113 code for a protein of 253 amino acids. Gene Ontology annotation, biological process: regulation of DNA-templated transcription. NCBI's taxonomy places the organism in Eukaryota, Viridiplantae, Streptophyta, Magnoliopsida, Myrtales, Myrtaceae. The transcript is spliced from 3 exons. Gene Ontology annotation, molecular function: DNA binding.
CUCGAUGCCGCUUACUAUAAAGCCCCGCAGUUUCCCUCUCAACCAAACGCACCCCUCUCCAACGCCCGUCCCUCACCAUCGUCCUUAAUUUCCUGCAGCGGUUCGACUGUCCUCGCCAUCGAUCUUCUUUUGCUCGAAAGGCUCUUCUUGUUUUGAGCUGAAAUCUUUUUGGAGAGAGAGAGAGAGGGGGGGACGAGACGAGAUCCUUACCUUUUCAUGUUUUGGACUUCUUGAACAGGGAAGAGCAGAGUACUCGUGAAUUUGAGCCGGAACUGCUGAGAAAAGCAUAAAUUUUUCGUCAGUUUUUGGGAGGCAAAAAGGGGUUCUUGAUAAGGAAGCAUACUCGGUGAGAUGGAGAAGCUGAAUUUCGUGAAGAAUGGGGUUCUGCGAUUGCCUCCUGGGUUUCGGUUCCACCCAACAGACGAAGAGCUCGUGGUUCAGUACCUGAAGAGGAAGGUCUUCUCCUUCCCUCUGCCUGCCUCUAUCAUCCCUGAAGUCGAAGUCUGCAAGUCCGAUCCUUGGGACUUGCCUGGUCAGUGGGAUUUGGAACAAGAGAGGUACUUCUUCAGCACGAGGGAGGCCAAGUACCCGAAUGGGAACAGGUCCAACAGAGCCACCGUCUCAGGGUACUGGAAGGCCACUGGGAUCGACCGACAAAUCGUGAGCUCGAGAGGCAAUCAAAACCAAGUGGUGGGGAUGAAGAAGACCCUCGUCUUCUACAGAGGCAAGCCCCCGAGUGGCUGCAAGACCGAUUGGAUCAUGCAUGAGUAUCGCCUGGUCAACCCUGAAGCCUCGGCCCCUCACAAGAUCAUGAACUUAAAUCAGAGCCCUGUUGAGCCAAUGGAAAGCUGGGUCUUGUGCCGGAUAUUCUUGAAGAGGAGGAGCUCCAAGAACGAAGGCGAAAACGCAGCCGCUUGCCAGCACCUCAAGGAAGCCCCAAAAUCCAGGAAAAACAAGCCUGUGUUCUAUGACUUCCUGACCAGGGACUUGAACCUUGCUCCUUCGUCUUCUUCCUCUGGGUCGAGUGGGGUCACCGAGGCGUCCUCCCAAAACAAUACAGAUGAUCACGAAGAGAGUAGUUGCAAUAGCCUCAGAAAAGCUCUAAAGCACUAGGAUUUUACACCAAAUCUAGGUUUUCUUGAACCAAGUCUCCGGGGCUUCUCUGAUCAAAGCCAGUUUAGAAGAAGAAGAAGAAGAAGAAUAACAACCCUCGAGGUAGUCCAAAUAUCUGGUCGUGUUAGCUUUUUCUUUUAGUUCUCAUCUCUUUCUCUGUAAUACCAUGGGACUAGAGACUGAGAGAUGUCCGAAAGAAAAGUUGCAAAAGGGAGAAGUUUCGGCAAUUAACUUGUUUUGCUAACAUCUAGAGCCCAUGGAUGUUGUUAGAUCAUGAUCAUAUGUAUUAAUCUAGGGAGUUUCAGAGUAUUUUUCUAUGUUUAUAAUGUCUUUUGGAA